GAUACACUAGCAGCUGCACGUGAAGCUCCCUAAACUCCAUAAUCAGCACACAACGCCAGUGAGACGCGAUGGACUGCAUCAGCGCGAAGUACAUCUCCCAGAAGAUCAGCAAGACGCGCUGGCGGCCGGUGUCCGCGGCGUCCCUGCAGCAGCCCGAGGUGUUCGCCACCGGCUCCUGGGACAACGAGAAUAACAAAGUGUCCAUCUGGUCAGUGGGAGACCGCGGGGGCUCAACCCUGGAUGGAGACCUGGAUGAGGAGCCUCAGUUACUAUGCGACUCUCAGCAUGAGGGAGAUGUGAUGGACCUGCAGUUUCUAGAUCAAGACCGGCUUGUUUCUGCAUCUUCCAGCGGGGCCGUGAGCAUCUUUAAGCUGCAGUCGGACUGCCAGGCUCUGUCAUUGGCUCACGUGUGGGAGAGAGCUCAUCGGUGUUCCUGUGAUAAUGCACCGUGCACAGCCAUAGUGUGCAGAAGUCCUGAAAUAGUGUCCGUGGGUGAGGACGGGCGAGUUAUUCUUUACAAGGCGGAUCAGGCGGAGGUCACGCGCGUUAUUGAAAAUGCAGACAGCAGUACAAUUCAUGCUGUAACGUUUCUGAGGACGACUGAAGUUCUGACUGUGAACUCCAUCGGUCAGCUGAAGAUGUGGGACUUCAGACAGCAGAGUGACAGUCCUGCGCAGAUUCUCUCACUCACCGGGGAUAGAGUGCCCUUGCACUGUGUGGACAAACACCCAAACCAGCAGCACAUAGUUGCCACAGGAGGGCAGGAUGGGAUGCUUUGUAUCUGGGAUGUGAGACAGGGAAACACGCCUUUCUCUCUCACCGAGGCACAUUCAGCAGAAAUGUGGGAAGUACAUUUUCAUCCAUCCAACCCCAAUCACUUGUUUACAUGCUCAGAGGACGGGUCUCUGCUACACUGGGAGAGCACUUCAGGAUCAGACGUGAGCACACUUCUACAGAAGGGCUGGCACAGUAGGGUCGUCUCACAAAGUGCCAUAUCGCUUGCUGGAGAAAAUGACUCUGCGGUCAGUGCCUGGCUCGCUGGGGACUCCAGCAAAAGCAGAUUGGAGGCAACUCAUAUGCUCCCCAGCCAGACCCUGUCUGUCAACAGCCUUGAUGUGCUUGAGCAGUGUUUAGUUUGCGGGACUGAUGGCGAGGCUUUGUACAUCCACAGACAAGUUCCUGUUUGAUUACUGACCUAAAACAUGUAUUAAGAGACUGUCAUUUUUUAUAUACAACAUUUCAUUGGUUUUUCAAAUAAAAUUACACAUAAACAUUAUGGAAUCUAUUUGGGGAACGUAAUAAAACAGUGUAUGCAGUUCACUGA
Molecule: messenger RNA, 1324 nt
Organism: Danio rerio (zebrafish)
Lineage: Eukaryota; Metazoa; Chordata; Actinopteri; Cypriniformes; Danionidae
Gene: nup43
Product: nucleoporin 43
Cellular component (GO): nucleus
Source: RefSeq, marked provisional